UAUAACACGGAGGAGGUGUCGAUCGCUCGGCACAGAACGCACCUGCCCUCGCUUUGGGUAGGAUCUCGACUCGACGUUCACAGUGAUUGCUACGAGUUUGUCCGGUUAUCGCGUGGAUUUGUGCUCGAGUUGGAGGUUACCAAGAACUGAUACCCAGAUAUAGAGAUAGAGAACGAGGGAUUAUCUUUGAUAUAUACGUGACAUCGAUCAGUGAGUUUGUGAUUGAGUCAGUGGACUGAUGUCGGUCCCCAGCUCAGUGCAGUGCCGUGCCAAGUGGAUGGUUGAUCGAAGAUUUUGAAUUAUUCGGGAUUCGUACGCGACGACAUCGACUGCAAACAUGAUCCUGACGCCGGAUAGCAGUGCUCAGGCAACAGUGGCGACGUCCCCGGCACCAGAAUCGCCGAUUUCGAACAUCUCGUCGCAUGGUUCGCGCGCGUUCGCUGCGUCGCGCAUGUCCUGCGUCUCUCAGGGCAUGUCUGGGGCUUAUCACGUGGCCCAGUUGCCCCAUCAUCUCAGCCCCAACAUGCCUACCAUGGACUCUACUGUUUCGUCGGCGAAACCGGAGCCCGAAUUGAACAUAGAAUUCGACGGGACCACCGUGUUGUGCCGCGUUUGUGGGGACAAGGCGUCCGGUUUUCACUAUGGAGUACACUCCUGCGAAGGCUGCAAGGGAUUCUUCCGGCGGAGCAUUCAGCAGAAGAUACAGUAUCGGCCCUGCACCAAGAACCAGCAGUGCAGCAUCCUGCGAAUCAACAGGAACCGCUGCCAAUAUUGCCGUCUCAAGAAGUGCAUCGCCGUCGGCAUGAGUCGCGAUGCGGUGCGAUUCGGCCGUGUGCCCAAGCGCGAGAAGGCCAGGAUUCUGGCUGCCAUGCAGCAAAGCUCCCACAGCCGUUCUCAAGAGAAGGCAGUAGCCGCCGAGCUGGAGGACGAGCAACGGCUCCUCGCUACCGUUGUGCAAGCUCACCUCGACACAUGCGACUUCACCAGAGACAAAGUGGCACCGAUUCUCGUCCGAGCUCGCGAGACGCCCAACUACACCGCGUGUCCGCCAACCUUGGCAUGCCCGCUGAACCCUAAUCCGCAACCGUUGACUGGCCAGCAAGAGCUGCUCCAAGACUUCUCGAAGAGGUUCUCGCCGGCGAUUCGCGGCGUGGUGGAAUUCGCGAAACGCAUUCCUGGCUUCAGCCUGCUGGCUCAGGACGACCAGGUCACGUUGCUCAAGGCUGGCGUGUUCGAGGUGUUGCUCGUGCGACUGGCCUGCAUGUUCGACGCCCAGACGAAUAGCAUGAUCUGUCUGAACGGCCAGGUGCUCAAACGGGAGUCCAUCCACAAUAGCAGCAACGCGAGAUUCCUCAUGGACUCGAUGUUCGAUUUCGCCGAGAGGGUGAACUCGCUGAGACUGUCCGACGCCGAGCUUGGUCUCUUCUGUUCCGUGGUGGUGAUCGCCGCGGACAGGCCAGGGCUUCGCAACACCGAAUUAGUCGAGCGUAUGCACAACAAGCUGCGAAACGCUCUUCAAACCGUAUUGGCUCAAAAUCAUCCUCAGCAUCCCGAUAUCUUGAGGGAGCUUUUGAAGAAGAUCCCAGAUCUGAGAACCCUGAACACCCUCCACUCGGAGAAACUGCUGGCGUUCAAGAUGACCGAGCAGCAGCAGCAGAUGCAGGCCCAACAGCAGCACCAGCAGCAGCAGCAACAACAGACGCAACACGUGAUCAACGCUCAGCAACCGCAGCAGCAACACUGGCCCAUGGAGGAGGAACCACCCGCGUCCUGGGGUUCGGCCUCAGAUGUCACCCUGGACGAGGCCGUCAAGAGUCCCUUGGGCAGCGUUUCCAGCACCGAGAGCACCUGCAGCGGCGAGGUCGCCUCCCUGACGGAGUACCACCACGUCGCUCCUCCCAGCGGACAUCACGCGACCAGUGCGCCCCUUUUAGCGGCCACCUUGGCGGGAGGUCUUUGUCCUCAUCGUCGACGGGCGAACUCUGGCAGCACGAGCUCGGGCGACGACGAACUCCAUCGCGCGUCCCUGUCCAAGACACCUCAGCCGCCCCAGUGUCCGCGAUUCCGCAAGCUGGACUCUCCCAGCGACAGCGGCAUCGAGUCGGGAACGGAGAAGCCCGACAAACCCGCGAGCAGCAGCGCGAGCAGCGCGCCCACCUCCGUUUGCUCCAGUCCACGAUCCGAGGACAAAGAAGUCGAGGACAUGCCGGUGCUGAAGCGAGUCCUUCAAGCGCCACCGCUCUACGACACCAAUUCCUUGAUGGACGAGGCGUACAAGCCUCACAAGAAGUUUCGCGCUCUGCGUCAGAAGGACAGCGCGGAGGCCGAGCCAGCCGUGAUCGUGCAGCACACGCAAUCCCAGCUGCACCUGCAUCUGACCUCGCCGCCGGCGCGAAGUCCCUCCAACCAAAUGCCGCCCCAGUGCCCGCAGACGGCGAGUCUGCUCAGCAGCACGCACUCCACCUUGGCGAGGAGCCUGAUGGAAGGACCGCGGAUGACGGCCGAGCAGAUGAAGCGCACGGACAUCAUCCAUAACUACAUCAUGCGCGGGGAGAGCAGCCCCAGGUCGCCAGCCGCGUCGCCAUCGCCGGCGGAGCAAUGCGCUUCCACAACCACGAUGACCGCGCGCUCGCCCCAAGGGACCCAGGGUCUUCUUCAGUGCGCCACCAGCAGCUACUCCACGACCAGGUGGCCGGCCACAUCCGUGAUCACGACGACGACCGGUGCCCGACAGCAGCAGCAGCAGCAGCAACAGCAGCAGCAGCAGCAACACCAGCAACAACAACAGCAGCAGCAGCAGCAGCAUCAACAGCAGUCUUCCUCGGACUAUCUAAUGCUCGGGAACUCGCCUGCCUCGUCGCCGAGGUAUCUGUCCGCGGCGGCGACGAGUAGUACGAGCACGAGUCCAAGGCCCACCUCGAGCACGGCGGCGAAAUUGAUGCUCUCCGGUUGCCCAAGCAACAUGAUGGAGCUUCAAGUGGACAUCGCCGACAGCCAGCAGCCGUUGAACCUGUCGAAGAAGUCGCCGUCCCCGUCGCCCAGGCCGCUCGUAGGACCCUGCAAAGCUCUGUCCCUCGAGGCGUAGUGGUCUCGCGACGUAGCAGCAGUUUCUCGCGAGCGUUGGUAACCCUGCCAAAAGGGGACGUUAUUUUUUUUUCUCUUUUGGGACGCAUCGGAGGCCAUCGAGCGCGACGAGCAUAUAUCCGUCGUUCUGUGUCCGUGUCGCGAGCCGCGCGGGCCUCCGUUUCCGAGACAAGUAUGAAAGUGCCAGGACGCUCUGAGCGCGUGAUAAACCAAAUAAUUUAUUAAUUUAAACUAUUAAUCGAUAAUUGCGCGGGACACGACGGAGAGAGACGGUAGGAGGUGGCGGAAAUACCGUACGUCCAGGCCUCCUUCGCGUACACGACCCCUCCGUGUCGUAUUUAUGAAAGGAUUAUUUCCGUUCUCCAAGAUGGUGUGGUGAAAACCGGAAAUGGACGAAAACCGAACGAAUGGAACGAACGCUCGAGUAACGAAAGAUCAGUGCCGUUCCCGGGAGCAAACAGUGCCGUGUAGGAUUUACCUGUCCACCUAAAGGAAAGCUACCUACCUACCACCCCCGUUUACCUAUCUACCACCCAACGACGAUAACGACGUUAUUCGGAGACUCGUCUGGAACGAUAGCGUUAUCGAACGGUAAAAACAAGGAGGCGAGAGAAGCAGUAAGACGAGAAAGAUUGAAUGUUACAGAAAUUAAUAAUCUAUCUACAUGUGAUAAUCAUGGAAAUCGCGCAUCCUGUACAGUCUCCACCUCAUUCAUCGAUCAUCUUACUCUACUAUAAUUAUUGAAUAUUAUAAAAGUAAUUAAUAUUAUUGUAACAUGUGUAAGGUAUAAUAAUCGUAAAAGUUAUCAUCUUGUGUAUGUGCGCGUAGGGAAAAGAGAAACACGAGUGUGCGAGAGAAAGAGGACAAACAAAAAAGAGUGCGAGAGAGAGAGCGUGCAUGGAUUCGACCAGGAAACAAGAACGAAUGGUAAAAACGCGUGAGAGCGUGCUUGUGCAAGUGAGUCGGGGCAAACAAAGUAAAAAAAAAAAAAAAUAAAAAAAAAUGAAAAUAUAUCGCAUUGCAAACGAGGAUAAAAAGAAAAAAGAAAACACAUAGAAAUAACGAAGAGAAAAGCGCUUUUCGAUCAACUCCGUUGACGAAAAGCGCGACGAGGAAAAACAGCGAGCGCUGUCGCGAUCAUUUUAAAGAAAGAAACGAAAACGAACGUUUUGUUAACAUGAGACUGACACGGCCCGCCGCGGCCCCCCCCCUCCGCCAAGAGUUUGCAAUCAACCGUACCUUUAAUCGCGAACCCGCGUGUCCGUGCCUCUCUGACGGGCGAACGAGCCGAGAACCAACCAAAACGGUCUAUCCGAUUUCUGAUUCGCGUCGAGAAAACCUUAGGUAAUCGUAGAACACAGAGGGUGACAGACAGACAGAACCCGCGUUUUAUCGAGUCAGAACAACGGGUGAUAAGAGACGUUGGAGGUGAAGAAAGAGAGCAACAGAGAGAGAGAGAGAGAGAGAGAAAAUGUAAAUGGUACGAGACAAGAGUCAACGUUUGAGCGAUAGAGAGCGAGAUAGAGUGAACGUACGCGUAUGUGUGAGAGUGAGAGAAAGCAUAGAGAACGACGAAGAGAGAAGAGGAUACAGAGAGAAGGUAGAGAGUGCGAGAAAGAGAGAAGUCGCGUGCAACUUAGAUCCGGCGCGGAAUGUAAAUAGUAAAUUCGUAAGACUAGGUUGUAGGUGUCGCGAGUGGACGAGGUUUUUUUUUCUUCUUUUUUUGCUGUUGAGAAAAGAAACACUCUGCGAGAAAGAGGUAAACGAGAGAUAAUGAGAGAAAGGAAACGAAGAUACGCGGCGGGCCGCCGCUGACGUGUUGUUGAGACGCCCGCCCCGCCCCCCUUUUGCGCUCCCCCGUUUGAUCAGCCGGGAGGAUAUCGGUACAGGUGAGAAACGCGAAAAAAAGUAAAAAAAAAAAAAGAA
This is a messenger RNA of Hylaeus volcanicus, 5010 nucleotides long. RefSeq names its product nuclear hormone receptor E75-like (gene E75). Gene Ontology annotation, biological process: cell differentiation; hormone-mediated signaling pathway; positive regulation of transcription by RNA polymerase II. Bases 338 to 3085 code for a protein of 915 amino acids. Gene Ontology annotation, molecular function: nuclear receptor activity; zinc ion binding; RNA polymerase II cis-regulatory region sequence-specific DNA binding. The transcript is spliced from 5 exons. The record is from RefSeq and is a predicted model, not a curated record. NCBI's taxonomy places the organism in Eukaryota, Metazoa, Arthropoda, Insecta, Hymenoptera, Colletidae.